Miscanthus lutarioriparius is the source of this 609-nucleotide messenger RNA. NCBI's taxonomy places the organism in Eukaryota, Viridiplantae, Streptophyta, Magnoliopsida, Poales, Poaceae. The record is from the annotation of a GenBank genome assembly.
AUGGUGAGCUCCUCGUCGCCGGUGGUGAACGUGUACCCGCUCGCCAACUACACGUUCGGCACCAAGGAGCCCAAGAUGGAGAAGGACACCUCCGUCGCAGACCGCCUUGCCCGCAUGAAGGUCAACUACAUGAAAGAAGGAAUGCGUACAAGUGUUGAAGCAAUCCUAUUGGUGCAAGAACACAACCACCCUCACAUACUGCUCUUGCAAAUCGGAAAUACAUUCUGCAAACUUCCUGGUGGACGGUUGAAGCCUGGAGAAAAUGAAAUCGAGGGUUUGAAAAGAAAGUUGUGCAGCAAAUUGGCUGUGAACUCCCCUUCCUUUCCACCUAACUGGCAGGUUGGAGAGUGUGUUGCCGUGUGGUGGAGGCCAAACUUUGAGACUGUGAUGUAUCCUUACUGCCCUCCACAUAUCACCAAGCCCAAGGAGUGCAAGAAACUUUUCAUUGUUCACCUAUCCGAAAGAGAGUAUUUUGCCGUUCCAAGGAAUUUGAAGCUGCUUGCUGUUCCACUGUUUGAACUCUACGACAAUGUUCAGCGAUAUGGGCCUGUCAUCUCCACCAUCCCGCAGCAGCUUUCUAGGUUCCAGUUCAACAUGGUGAGCUCUUAG